Molecule: messenger RNA, 3511 nt
Organism: Neltuma alba
Lineage: Eukaryota; Viridiplantae; Streptophyta; Magnoliopsida; Fabales; Fabaceae
Product: protein Rf1, mitochondrial-like
Exons: 3
Coding region: 1-3480 (1159 amino acids)
Molecular function (GO): protein binding
Source: RefSeq, a predicted model, not a curated record
AUGCUUUCUUCAGCUGCUGCAAGGUACUCCUCCUCCACCAAAUUUCCUGUCUUUGCUACUUAUAACUUCCUUCACUCCUUCUCUUGUUGCCUCACUCGCAAAUAUUAUCUUCAUUCCCACUCCCCAAAACCCAACAACAUCAGCGACGCUGUUGAUACAGUCACUCGCCUGCUCCACAUGCGUCCCCCUCCCUCUAGAAAAUAUAUCAAUGAGAUUUUGGGGUCUAUAGUGAAGAUGAAACAUUAUCCCCUGGUUAUCUCACUUCUUGCACAAGCCGAGUUGGAGGGCUACGCGCCAGAUUUAUUUAACCUGAGCGUCUUGAUCAAUUGUCAGUGCCACGUCGGUCAGAUGGAUCUUGCUUUCUCUCUGUUGGGGAAAAUUUUCAAGAUGGGCUAUCAACCAAACGCAGUAGUUUUGACUACACUAAUAAAAGGACUCUGUUUUAAUCAAAAUGUUGGCAAAGCUCUAGAUUUCUACGAUGAAAUAAUGGCAAAAGGAUUGAAGUUAGAUGAAGUUAGUUAUGGAACAUUAGCAAACGGGCUGUGUAAAAUGGGGAAAACAACAUCUGCUCUUAAAUUGCUUAAAGUAAUGGGGAGGCAUCUUGUUAAGCCCAACACAGUUAUAUACAACACAAUCAUUGUUGCGCUUUGUAAAGAAGGACUUGUUAAUGAUGCACACAAUCUGUAUUUUGAAAUGACUGAUCAUGGGGUACCUCCAAAUGUUUUUAUUUAUAAUAGUCUAAUCCAUGGCCUUUGUCGGAUGGAUCAAUGGCAGCAAGCAAAUCAAUUACUCAAUGAAAUGGUAUCGAAAGGCAUACAACCAGAUGUUUAUACCUUCAACAUUAUUGUUGAUGCAUUAUGUAAAGACGGGAGGAUUGUACAAGCUCAAGCUGUCUUUGCUAGGAUGGUGAAGAGUGAUCGGAGACCUAAUGUUGUUACAUAUAAUGCUUUGAUGGAUGGACAUUUUUUGACCAAUAAUAUCAUUGAGGCUAAGGAAGUUUUUAACAAGAUGAUUGAAAAUGGUUUGGCACCUGACAUUGUUAGUUAUGGCAUUUUGAUCAACGCAUGCUUUAAGAUGAAAAUGGUGGAUGAAGCGAUGGAUCUUUUUAAGGAACUGGAUUCCAGAAAUUUGGUUCCUAGCGUUGUAACUUAUAAUUCUGUUAUUGAUGGGUUGCUCAAAUCACGAAGAAUCUCAUGCGCACAGUAUAUUAUCUAUGAGAUGCAUGAUAGGGGCCUUCGCCCUAACGUAAGCACGUAUAACAUCUUGUUAAAUGCAUUUUGCAAAACGGGACAUAUUGACAAGGCAAUUACAUUAUUUAGGCAAAUUGUCAAUCAAGGAUUUCGGCCUGAUGUGAAGACCUACACUAUACUUAUUGAUGGUUUGUGCAAAGGUGAUAGAUUAAAUGAUGCAUGGGACGCUUUUCAGCACCUUUUGGCUAAAGGUUAUCAACUAAAUGUGCGUACCUAUGCUGCUAUGGUUCAUGGACUUUGCAAAGAGGGUUUUCUUGAUGAAGCCGUGGCCUUGCUUGAUAGAAUGGAAGAGAACAAUUGCCUCCCUGAUUCCAUAACUCUCAACAUUGUUAUUCCAUAUCUUCUUGAAAACAAUGAGAAUGACAAGGCAGAUAAGGUUCUCAGUAGAAUGAUUGAUGGAGGCUGGCUGUUAACAAUCCGAGAAGACGUGCUUGACAACCUCGGCAGUGCUCAUGAUAACUCAUUCUGUGGGAUGCCAGGAGCAUUGUUGAAGUUGUUAACCACUCUUCUCGGGUUGUCAACAGCCACUUUGAGGUUAUACUCCUCCUUCAAUCUGAUCCCAAAUAUGCUUUCUUCAGCUGCUGCAAGGUACUCCUUCUCCACCAAAUUUCCUGUCUUUGCUACUUAUAACUUCCUUCACUCCUCUUGUUGCCUCACUCGCAAAUAUUAUCUUCAUUCCCACUCCCCAAAACCCAACAACAUCAGCGACGCUGUUGAUACAGUCACUCGCCUGCUCCACAUGCCGCCCCCUCCCUCUAGAAGCCAUAUCAAUAAGAUUUUAGGGUCUAUAGUGAAGAUGAAACAUUAUCCCCAGGUUAUCUCACUUUUAGCACAAGCCGAGUUGGAGGGCCUCGCACCAGAUUUAUUUAACCUGAGCAUCUUGAUCAAUUGUUACUGCCACGUUAGUCAGAUGGAUUUUGCUUACUCUACAUUCGGGAAAAUUUUCAAAAUGGGCUAUCAACCAGACGCUGUAGUUUUGACUACACUAAUAAAAGGACUCUGUUUUAAUCAAAAUGUUGGCAAAGCUCUAGAUUUCUACGAUGAAAUAAUGGCAAAAGGAUUGAAGUUAGAUGAAGUUAGUUAUGGAACAUUAGCAAACGGGCUGUGUAAAUUGGGGAAAACAACAUCUGCUCUUAAAUUGCUUCAAGUAAUGGGGAGGCAUCUUGUUAAGCCCAACACAGUUAUAUACAACACAAUCAUUGUUGCGCUUUGUAAAGAAGGACUUGUUAAUGAUGCACACAAUCUGUAUUUUGAAAUGACUGAUCAUGGGGUACCUCCAAAUGUUGUUAUUUAUAAUAGUCUAAUCCAUGGCUUUUGUCGGAUGGAUCAAUGGCAGCAAGCAAAUCAAUUACUCAAUGAAAUGAUAUCGAAAGGCAUACAACCAGAUGUUUAUACCUUCAACAUUAUUGUUGAUGCAUUAUGUAAAGACGGGAGGAUUGUACAAGCUCAAGCUGUAUUUGCUAGGAUGGUGAAGAGUGAUCGGAGACCUGAUGUUGUUACAUAUAAUGCUUUGAUGGAUGGACAUUUUUUGACCAAUAAUAUCAUUGAGGCUAAGGAAGUUUUUAACAAGAUGAUUGAAAAUGGUUUGGCACCUGACAUUGUUAGUUAUAGCAUUUUGAUCAACGCAUGCUUUAAGAUGAAAAUGGUGGAUGAAGCGAUGGAUCUUUUUAAGGAACUGGAUUCCAGAAAUUUGGUUCCUAGCGUUGUAACUUAUAAUUCUGUUAUUGAUGGGUUGCUCAAAUCACGAAGAAUCUCAUGCGCACAGUAUAUUAUCUAUGAGAUGCAUGAUAGGGGCCUUCGCCCUAACGUAAGCACGUAUAACAUCUUGUUACAUGCAUUUUGCAAAAUGGGACAUAUUGACAAGGCAAUUACAUUAUUUAGGCAAAUUGUCAAUCAAGGAUUUCGGCCUGAUGUGAAGACCUACACUAUACUUAUUGAUGGUUUGUGCAAAGGUGAUAGAUUAAAUGAUGCAUGGGACGCUUUUCAGCACCUUUUGGCUAAAGGUUAUCAACUAAAUGUGCGUACCUAUGCUGCUAUGGUUCAUGGACUUUGCAAAGAGGGUUUUCUUGAUGAAGCCGUGGCCUUGCUUGAUAGAAUGGAAGAGAACAAUUGCCUCCCUGAUUCCAUAACUCUCAACAUUGUUAUUCCAUAUCUUCUUGAAAACAAUGAGAAUGACAAGGCAGAUAAGGUUCUCAGUAGAAUGAUUGAUCGAGGCGUGCUGAAGAAAUAAAACAAGGUGAGAUCUACUGCACCUCAAAUUC